AUGGUCGAUUGUAUUUUAGAGAAACUUCCGAUAAAAUCAUUGCUCAGGUUCAAAUCUGUUUCAAAACAAUGGAAAUCUACGAUCGAAUCUCCAUAUUUCAAGAAAAGACAUUUGAUAAGUCGGCAAUCACAAGAUCCAGAUGUCCUUAUCACCAAUCCCCUUGAAUCUGAGCUUAGUUAUGACGAAUGGAAGCGUCAAGAAUAUCCCAAUACUCGUAUAGUUCACGAAAAUGUAAUGAGGAUAUUCACGAUGGGUUCGUCGGAGUUGAUUAAACUUCCUAAUAUUGGUCCUCCGCUUAAACCAGUUUAUUUGAAUAACAGUCCGGACGACCCGGCUUAUAGUGUCAUCCAAUAUUCAGUAUGUGACGGUAUGAUAAGCUAUUACAAUGAAUACAGCUGUAUUUAUGUGGUCAAUCCGAUUACUGGAUGGUGUCGAAAAAUUCCUCAAGCGAGGUACCAAGCAUUUGCUCUCGACGUGUACAAUAGAGAUGGUGGGAAGGGGGAAGAGGGUUUCUCAUUUUGGUUGCUAGGAUUUGGAAAAGACAAAUUCACCGACACAUACAAGUUGGUUUGGCUGUAUAAUUCAUUGGAGUUAGGUCUAAAAAACUCUACGACAACUUGUGAAGUUUUUGAUUUUAGCACCAACACUUGGAGCUAUGUAACAGCUGCUCCUCGCCGUGUGAUUGACUUCCAGAUUCCAGUAUACCUAGAUGGAUCGCUUCACUGGUUCACUGACGAACCUACCGGGGAAAAUCCAAGAGUGUUAUCUUUCGAUCUUGCUACAGAAACUUUUCACAUAAUCUCAAAAGCUCCGUUUGUCAACAAAACUCACAAUAAAAUCAUCAUGUGUGGCCUGGAUAAUCAGCUGUGCGUAUCGCAAAAGGAGUGGCCAAGACAGGAGAUAUGGUCCUUAAACAAUUCAGACAUGACAUGGGAGAAAAUGUUUUCGUUAGAUCUACAAACUGAUUCUCAUUUGUUCGCUGAAAAUUUCCAGUUUGGCGGGUUCAUCCCACAUACCAUUAUGAGCGUCCUUCCUGUCGCGGUUUUGAAGAAGACGAAAGCACUAGUGCUUUAUGAAGCGCGUGCACCAAAUCCCAAUCUUACGAUAUAUGAUCCUGAAUCAGGAUCUUAUGAUAUAUGUUUCCCGCGUGAUUACCGAGUUUGGCACCAAGCAAUCGCUCUACCUUUUUUCCCAAGCAUGAUUUCAAUUGAUAACUAG
This is a messenger RNA of Microthlaspi erraticum, 1218 nucleotides long. The record is from the annotation of a GenBank genome assembly. NCBI's taxonomy places the organism in Eukaryota, Viridiplantae, Streptophyta, Magnoliopsida, Brassicales, Brassicaceae.